AACGAUGAAUAUUAGUCUAAUAUUUCGAUACUGCAAAAUUAUCACGAACACUGUACCUUCUUAAAAUGUUACGUUACGGCAUUGUUUUCCUGAUUGCAUGCAGCUUGGCUGCCAUAACUGCCAGUGAGGUAGAAGAGAGGCAGUAUGCAACUUGUGCUGGAACUUUGGUAGCCAAUGCAGAUGGAACGAGAUCCUGCGUUACCCAAGUUGGCAUUUCCAGCACCGGCUACCCCAUCUACAGGGUGACAAACCUUAAUACUGGAGUUACGAGCUUCGUAACACAAAAUGGCUUCAAUGCUUCUGGUCAGCCCACCUACAGCGUUAGCCCAACGUACCCCAUGACAACCUACGUCAAUACCUGUACUGGGACAAUCGUAACCAACAGUGAUGGAACAAGGUCCUGCGUCACAACAGUCGGCACUUCCAGCCUUGGCUACCCCAUCCAGACGGUAACAAAUUUGAACACAGGAACCACUAGCUACGUUACACAAACCGGUGUCAACUCGGUAGGACAACCCGUUUAUAGCGUAACACCGACGUAUCCGGCCAGCACCACUACCGCCGCUACCACCUGUGCUGGACAAACGGUCACAAAUAGCGAUGGUAGCCGAUCUUGCGUCACUCAGGUGGGCACGUCAAACACUGGCUAUCCUAUUUAUCAGGUCACAAACUUGAACACUGGCGUCACGAAUUACGUGCAACAAACGGGUACGAACACAGCAACUCAGCCUACUUACUGUACACCUACAGCUUAUCCAGUCAACACCAACUACGCCUGUACUGGAACAUUGGUGACAAAUAGCGAUGGCACCAGAUCGUGCGUUACCACAGUAGGAACGUCCAGCACUGGAUACCCAAUCAGCCAAGUUACCAACUUGAACACCGGCAUCACCAGUUACGUGACGCAGAAUGGAGUGAACGCCGCAGGUCAACCUACCUACAGCGUUACCCCGUAUUAUCCUGCCCCAGCUCCUGCUCCAGCCCCUGCUCCAGCCCCUGCUCCAGCCCCUGCUCCAGCCCCUGCUCCAGCCCCUGCUCCAGCCCCUGCUCCAGCUCCUGCUCCAGCCCCUGCUCCAGCCCCUGCACCAGCCCCUGCACCAGCCCCUGCUCCAGCCCCUGCACCAGCCCCUGCACCAGCUCCCGCCCCUGCUCCGGCCCCUGCACCAGCAACUCUUGCUCCUGCUCCCGCUCCUGUAACAGCUGCUCCUGUUACUUCCGCUCCCGUUGUCGACCCUUUCUUUGGUUAAGUUCCAAAGACAACCCCGUACCCCUAGCUGAUUCACAUUCUGUUAAUGACAGCUGUCGUGGACCCAAUGCCCUUGCUUCUUUUUUUAUGGACAAUCUAAUAAAACACUUUCAAUUUAAUGGUUACAAAAAAAUUACAUUCGGUGAUGGAAUGCUAGUCAACGUGCAUUGCUAGUAUGUAAAAGAAAUAAAAUACACAGUUGAUAUACAAA
Molecule: messenger RNA, 1457 nt
Organism: Daphnia carinata
Lineage: Eukaryota; Metazoa; Arthropoda; Branchiopoda; Diplostraca; Daphniidae
Product: mucin-5AC-like
Exons: 6
Coding region: 66-1247 (393 amino acids)
Source: RefSeq, a predicted model, not a curated record